AUGGCCCCGCCGCCGUCGCCGUCUUCGUCCUUUGUCGCCCUUUUCGACAAAUCCACCUUCUAUUCUCCCCUCGGUCCUCGGUCUCGGCACCGCGAGACCCCAACCAUCGCCACGAUAGCUUCCCAACUACGCAUCCAGUCCAUUCUCUCCCCUGCCGACCCGUCGGACGCUGAUGAGACGCCCUCGACAUCGUCGGCUACCUCGCACUCGACCGCGAAGCGCAAAUUCCAGGACGCCUUUGCCGCAGCCGCGCCCGCCUCUGCCGGUGACGCGCCUGCUGCUGAGCCCCCGGACUCGCCCUACACGCCCAGCGAGCGGCGGCCCAGCGACCGGGUACCCAUCGAGCGGCUGCAUAGCAUCCGACAGCCCCUGCCGCACAGCCCGCCGCGCCCUGCCGCUGCGGUUCCUGCCGGCCGUGGCCCUGCCCUGUCCCCCGACGAUGACAGCAGGCCUGCCCCGGCCCCGGCCUCGGCCAUGACUGAAGGCAGCCCCGGCAGCCCCGGGGCUGCCGACGCCAAGAAGGGCGUCCUCAAGCGUGCCCCGUUACGGUCUAGUAUUGCUUGCAUUCGCUGCCGCAAGUCCAAGAUUAAGUGCAACAAUACGGGCAGCGACGCGCCCUGUGAGACGUGCAUACGUAAUGGCAAGGAGUGUACCUAUCCCGAACCCGCCACUAUAACUCCCAAGCGUCCUGAGCCCCCGGCUGGGAUUAAGACGGAGCCUGGCUCGGAGCGUAAGCGUCUAAGACGUAUCGACGACAUUACCAAGCUUGACGGCGCCGUCCCCGCCGCUGUAUUUGCCGAGGAGGUGCUCUCGGCUCCCUAUCUCUCCGAGACGCUGUGGUCCCAAAUUUUCGAUAUCUACAGGCUUCACUUUGCCACGGAACUGCCCUUUUUGCACCUGGCCACUCUCAAGGAGAAGAUGGGCAGCAAGUUCCGCGCCAAGCAGAGCGACACGUCGCCCGCGAUCAACCUGGUGCUGUUGGGUAUCCUGACUCUAACUGCUCGUUUUCACUCGACACUCGUGUCGUACGUCACCACGCCGCGCACCGCGGCCCCUGCCCAGUUGGGCGGCCCGCACAAGCUGCAGCCCGUCAAGCCCGGCCAGGACGGCCACGCCGCGUCCGAAUAUUAUGCCGAGGUGCUCACCAAGGCCCUCGGCCCCUUGCGCAUAUGCAUGUCGGAGGCGUCGGUCGAGCGCGUUCAGGCGUUCCUGAUGCUCGGCCUCUACGAGUGGACUCAAGCGCGCCCCAACACAGGCGGCUUGGGCGCGUGGAUGUACGUCGGCUUCGCCAUCCGCUUAGCUCAAGCGAUGAGUCUCGGCGAUGGUGACAAAGAGGUGGCCAAGCCGUUCCACAGACGGCCCAUUGGUCCCCCACCCAAGAAGAAGGCAUUGGAGCCUCAGAUGAUUAUUGCCCGGGAGAUUAGGAGACGCUCCAUGUUUAGCUGCAUGAUCAUGGACCGGCUUCUUGGUUGCGGCAAGGGACGUGUAUCGACGAUAAACGCCGACGACCUAAAAAUCCGGCUGCCUUGCUCCGAGGUCGACUUUGACCUUUCGCACGACGUCUACACGGGGUUCUUGAAUUCCGCCCCCGAGGAUUUCGAACGGGCACUCCCCAAUGACAACGUCCUUUCGCAGUUCGUGCGGCUGAUCAACAUUUGGGGCGAAAUCUCAAAGUGGAGCUUUGCUGGUGGCCGUUUUACCGAGCACCAUGCGCCGUGGAACAAAGAGUCGACUUUUUUCCAGCUGAGGAAGAACCUGGACGCGUAUUACGAAGAGCUGCCCCCGCUGUUCCAGUGGUCGCCGAGCAAUUACUACAAGCAUGAAAACCACCACGCCAGCAGUACUUAUGUGUCUCUCCAUAUGCUCAGCGCCGUGUGUAGGAUCAUGCUCCAUCGCGAGUACAUCCCUUUUAUCCCCCUCCGCUGCGACAAGCCUAUCGGGCCGCUCGACGAGCCCACGUUUCCUCACGGCGACGAGCCGCCAGGCUUCUGGGAAGACAGUGCCGAAGAGGUCUUCGUCGCAGCCAGGGAUAUUGUCGACCUCAUCGACAUCACCAGGGACAAGCUGCCAAUCUCGGCGCUCGUCGUGUUCGCAGUCUGGACGGCGGCCUUCGUCGGCAUCUACACCAUCUGGUUCCCGCACAUGGACACCAAGCGCCACAUGCUGCCCUCGGAUGAAGAUGUCGGCGCCAAUUGCGAGAUGGACGUAAUCAAGCACGGCCCUACCAGCGUGACGUACAAGACGCUCAAUCAAAUGUCGGUCUGGCUCAGGAUGGCCGAGACAUACUCCAACUACUUCCGGGAGAUGGUGAGCUUUUAUGACAAGGUCAAGCAAGACUACGAGAAGUUCACAGGCAAGGCCUUAUCCAACACGGCCAACGAAAGGGUUGUUAGUGUCGGCCUAGGAGGUGGCGGGCUCGAGGAGUGGAGGGAAGAAAACAGCAAGAUUGUCAACAAUGGCGAGAUCCUGACCACCGACGAGGACAGGCACAGCUUCUCGCGCGACAGCACCAUUGAACCCGGAUCAUCGGUCGGCCCUGAUAGCGGCUAUCCUACCGACACCAAGACCCCGGUUUCCAUGUCGCUAGGAUUUACGCCCAUCAACGGCGCCCAUCCGCACAGUCAGCAGUAUCCCCCGCAGCAGCAAGACUCUGCCAUGGGAGGAGAUGGCCGUACCGACGGCCUGCCUUCGGCAGUCAGCGAAUCGUCGACGAAUUGGCGCUUCGCGCAACCGCCACCACCUAGCCAGUCCCAGCACCAGCAUUCACCAUCGCACUCGUCGUCGUACGCCAUGCCCAGCCCUCAGCUCGCGCACGCCCUAGCGGCGCCAACAGCGGCAACGCCAGGAGCGGCUCCAACUCCCCCGGCCUCGGGAAUCCCCAACCUACCCCGCUACGGUCAGAUCACCGAGGUCGCCGAGUAUCUCACCCAGAAUGAGUGCCUGCCGUGGGCCAAUGCGCCCGGCAGCGUCGGCCAGUUUGCCCUCGGGGCCGAGGAGUCCUCACUCGCCGAGAGCGGUAAUGUGUUCUGGGGCGCUGACCCUGCUGCCGCCAAGGGGAAGUAG
Molecule: messenger RNA, 3063 nt
Organism: Lasiosphaeria miniovina
Lineage: Eukaryota; Fungi; Ascomycota; Sordariomycetes; Sordariales; Lasiosphaeriaceae
Product: fungal-specific transcription factor domain-containing protein
Exons: 2
Coding region: 1-3063 (1020 amino acids)
Biological process (GO): DNA-templated transcription; regulation of DNA-templated transcription
Cellular component (GO): nucleus
Molecular function (GO): DNA-binding transcription factor activity, RNA polymerase II-specific; DNA binding; zinc ion binding
Source: RefSeq, a predicted model, not a curated record